UUAAUGUAUUCUUGGUUAUAGUGAAGCCAUGGGACGUGUUAUCCGAGGCCAGCGUAAGGGCGCUGGAAGCGUCUUCAAGUCUCACAACAAGCACAGAAAAGGUCCAGCACGGCUCAGAACUAUUGAUUUUGCUGAAAGACAUGGAUACAUCAAAGGGAUUGUAAAGGACAUAAUACAUGACCCUGGCCGUGGUGCUCCACUUGCUCGUGUUCAAUUCCGUGACCCUUACAAGUUCAAGAAGAGGAAUGAACUGAUGAUUGCUGCUGAAGGCAUGUACACAGGACAGUUCAUAUACUGUGGAAAGAAAGCUGCUCUUGCAAUUGGUAACGUGAUGCCAAUUGGAAGCAUGCCAGAAGGAACAAUUGUUUGCGCCGUUGAGGAGAAAACAGGUGAUCGGGGUACACUUGCACGAGCAUCUGGUAACUAUGCUACUGUUAUUUCACACAAUCCAGACACCAAGAAAAGUCGUAUCAAGUUGCCAUCUGGUGCCAAAAAGGUUGUACACUCCACCAACCGUGCAAUGGUCGGUAUUGCUGCUGGCGGUGGACGUAUUGACAAACCACUGCUCAAGGCUGGUCGAGCCUACCACAAAUACAAGGCCAAAAGAAACUGCUGGCCUACUGUACGUGGUGUGUGCAUGAACCCUGUGGAACAUCCUCAUGGUGGUGGUAACCAUCAGCAUAUUGGUGCACCUUCAACCGUCAGAAGAGAUACUUCAGCUGGUCGCAAGGUCGGUUUGAUCGCUGCUCGUCGUACUGGUAGACUUAGAGGAACCAAGAAGAUCAAGGACAAGGAAUAGAAAGUUUAUAGCAGUGUACUGUAAUUAUUACAAAUUCAAUGAGCAUUUAAAAAAUACACACAUGGAGAAAUAA
Anneissia japonica is the source of this 872-nucleotide messenger RNA. Its product is annotated as 60S ribosomal protein L8. Gene Ontology annotation, molecular function: structural constituent of ribosome; RNA binding. The transcript is spliced from 4 exons. Bases 29 to 799 code for a protein of 256 amino acids. The record is from RefSeq and is a predicted model, not a curated record. Lineage: Eukaryota; Metazoa; Echinodermata; Crinoidea; Comatulida; Comatulidae. Gene Ontology annotation, biological process: cytoplasmic translation. Gene Ontology annotation, cellular component: ribosome; cytosolic large ribosomal subunit.